Molecule: messenger RNA, 3236 nt
Organism: Aspergillus steynii IBT 23096
Lineage: Eukaryota; Fungi; Ascomycota; Eurotiomycetes; Eurotiales; Aspergillaceae
Product: UTP14 family protein
Exons: 2
Coding region: 127-3036 (969 amino acids)
Biological process (GO): rRNA processing
Cellular component (GO): small-subunit processome; nucleolus
Source: RefSeq, a predicted model, not a curated record
AUUUUAUUCGAUUUUUUGGAACGUCACGGAGUGUGUCGGUUGGCGCUGUUGGAUCAUACGAUCGCGCUCGAUCAUCUGAGAUUCACUCGCCUCUUAUACUUUAUUUGAUUGCGAACGCCCGCAACCAUGCCUCGCAGGCAGACCCAGUUGCGCGGCCCUAAGGACAGGGACCAGUCCUCGAAAAAGCAGCAGCCCAAGAAACAGAGCCGCAAGGGCUUGGAUGCCUUUGCUAUCGCCGAGAGUGAACUCCCCUACAAACCGAAAAUCCGUCGCAACCGAUUGGGUGAAAACGAUGACCUGGUUAAGCGCAAGCGACACCCCGGCCAUGAUGAGGACGACGACUUCGACGACUCCGACGGCCCCGACAACAAGCGCCGUCGCACUCGCAACGAAGGCGCCGACUAUGACGAGAAUGCUGGCAGCGACGGUGAAGGAAACCGUUGGAGGAUAGGAGAGGUUGAUAGCGACGACGACAGCGAUUUGGACAGUGACGAAGCCAUGGGUUCUAGCGACGAGGAACGAUUCGAAGGGUUUACUUUCCGCGGGAGCUCGAAGAAUAAAUCCCAACCAAAAAAGAAAACCGCGGAGACCAAGAAGCGCGGCCGCAAAGUUACGUUGUCCGAGGAUACAGAAGAGUCAGAAGAAGAGGAGGACGAGGAAGACGACGAUGACCUCGGAGAAGACGCCAUCGACCUGACUACCGCAUGGGAUAUGAAUGAGGCCGCAGAGAAAGAAGAAGCGGCGGCGGCAGCCAAGGCACAGAAGGCCGCUGCAGGGGAAGACUCGGAUGAAGCCGACUCUGAAAGUGAGGACAGCGACGACUCCAAUGAAGAGAGUGAACUGUCCAUGUCCGAUGACGAAAUGAACGGCAAUGAUGAACAUGGACUUUCGAAGCUACAGAAUUUUGUGAACUCGAUGGAUCCCGAGUCUACCAACAAGUCGACCAAAAAGGCCAGGGGCGGACAAGAACAUGCCAAUCCGACCGAGUUCGGAUUGACGUCUACCAAGAAACUCACCGUUGCCGACCUUCUGCCAUCGAUUACGGAUUCGCGCCUGAAGAACUCGCUGAAGCAUGUGGACUCUACCGCCUCGUCUCAAAAGCCGUCCUCCGGCAUCCCGGGGAAAUUGGAUGCCCCUCUUCCCAAACGCCAACAGGACCGACUGGACCGUGAAGCGGCAUACGAAAAAAGCAAAGAAACCUUGGAUCGCUGGCUAGACACGGUCAAGGCAAACCGACGAGCGGAGCAUCUGAUGUUUCCUCUUCCCGACCCCGAUGCACAGCAGGUCCACCGCAUAGCCCCUGCUCAACCUCGUAACGAUCUCGAAAACACGAUCCAAAACAUUCUCGUGGAGAGUGGUCUAGCCGAGAACAGUGGCAAAACCGGCGAAGAACAAGUGCAAGAAUUUGAAGAGCUGCAAGCACGGAAAUUGCCCAUUGAGGAAAUCCGAGCUCGCCGGGCGGAGCUGCGUAAGCGACGUGAUCUGCUGUUCCGAGAAGAAGUGCGGGCAAAGCGUAUCAAGAAAAUCAAAAGCAAAUCGUACCGCCGCGUGCACCGGAAGGAGCGUGAGAAGCUCGAGCAGCAGGAACGGCAGGCUCUUCUUGAAGCCGGAGUUGACAUGGACGAGCAAGAUCAGGAGGCGAACGACCGCCGGAGAGCCGAGGCUAGAAUGGGCUCGAAGCACAAGGAGAGCAAAUGGGCCAAGAGUCUCAAGCAGACCGGACGGACGGCGUGGGAUGAGGACGCCCGGCUUGGUGCCGCCGACCUCGCCCAGAAAGAGGAAGAGUUGCGGAAGAGAAUUGAAGGCAAGAGUGUUUCUCACGGUAAUGAGGACUACCUCGGGUCAUCGAGCUCAGAGUCUGAGGAUGACGACGAUCCCUGGGACGAGGAGGCCGGCGCUGAGAAAGAGAAGCGCAAGAUCCACCAGAAACUCAAAGACUUGGAGGGUGACGAAGGUGCUGAGCUCGAAGCCAAGGGCCCUCAUGCCAACCUGUUCUCUAUGAAGUUCAUGCAGAAUGCCGAAGCUACACGCAAAGCUCAGAACGACGCUGAAGUUCGGAAACUGAACCGGGAGCUCCAUGGAGAAGAGUCCCAGUCCGAGGCUGAAUCUGAAGUUGGUCGGCGUAAAUUUGGCCAGUCAGCAACCGACAAGUCGGCCAAGGCAAACAAACCCAAACCUCUUCCUCGCAACGAGUUUGAAGAGGCACCCGGUUCCGAUGACGAAGAGGGCCCGACACGAGGAGCUGACGAGGGGGCCAAUGCUGUUCUGGAUCGUCCUGACAAGAAGCAGCCGGCUCGUUCCAACAACAAGCCCCGUGGUCGUCCCACAGGCGGCCUCUCGGAGCAAAAAGAGGAAGACUCUGCGGAGGAAAACCCGUGGCUGGUCCAGACGAAUCGAAACAACCGUCGCACAACGACGAAUGACUCGCAGCAAACCGUGGACAUUUCGGUAAAUGAUGCCCAACCCAAGACCGCCGGAUCCAAGAGUGCCUCCAAGAACCAACCAAAGGCGGUCGCUGCCCUGAAGAACCAACAGUUGGACGGGGACAACGACAGCGACGAGGACAGUGUCCCCGUGCUCCUCAAGAACCACGACCUCGUGAAGCGAGCAUUCGCCGGGGAUGAGGUUGUACAAGAAUUCGAGGACGAGAAGAUGGACACGAUUAAAGACGAAGGCGACCAGGUGAUUGACAACACCAUGCCCGGCUGGGGCAGCUGGGCGGGUGAUGGCAUUAGCAAGAAACAGCAAAAGCGCCAAAAGCGUUCGUUGACCACUGUCGAGGGCGUGAAGCCUGAAAACCGAAAGGACGCCAAGUUGUCCCGUGUUAUCAUCAACGAGAAGCGAGUCCAGAAGAACAAGAAGUACAUGGCAACUCAACUCCCUCACCAAUUCGAGACUCGACAGCAGUAUGAGCGAUCACUCCGUAUCCCCAUCGGUCCCGAGUGGUCCACCAAGGAGACUUUCCAAGGCGCAACCAAGCCUCGCGUGAUGAUCAAGCAGGGCGUCAUCAAGCCGAUGGAGAAGCCCACGAUCUGAUUCCCCACGGCCUGUUGACUGCGACGGAAACAUUGGCAUUUGCGAUUGGCAAGAACGGAUGUCAAGCGAUACCACUGCAUGUCGAUCUUUUGCUGCUUUUUCUUUUCUUUGUCUCGGGGGCGAUGUCCCAUCAUGUUUAUAGAUUCGGAUCGUGUGACGGUCUUCGGUUGAUAUGAUACCAACAAAAAAGGUUAUUAUGA